UGAUAUCGUGUUUCAGAGGUGAUAGCGAUGGCCGACCCGGCGCGCUCGGACGGAAUCAAGGUCCUCGAGGACGCCCAGCGCAAGCUGGACGAAGCGCUGGCCAAGAUGGACAAGCAAAUCGAAGAGCACGAGCUAUCGUACCUCGAUGACACGGCCCACGGCAACAUCAUCCGCGGCUGGGACGGCUACGCCGACCUCAAGGGCAAGAAGGACAUCCUCCUCAAGAAGGUGCGCCCGUACACGAUCCACGAGAAGCUCUUCUCCAACUCGAGCAUCCCGCCGUUGCCCAAGGUGGCGGUCGUGACCGAGCCCGCGCCAGCGACCGGUGGCGACGAGAAGAAGAAGGCCGAGUCGAAGACGUCCAUCAAGGCCAGCACUGCUGCCAGCAAGAACCUCAAGCUCAAGGUCAAGAAGCGCAAGCUCAAGGACACGAUCGGGUCCGAAGACGACGAGGCCGCGCCGUAGCCGCCCAUGCACGUCUGCUGGCGGAUCUCACUCCUGUUCCUUAUCUAAUCGCAUGGUCAUACAUGUAUGUGUGCUCUACUGGAGCGACCUGUAUGCACAGCACGCUA
This is a messenger RNA of Saprolegnia diclina VS20, 572 nucleotides long. RefSeq lists its product as hypothetical. The record is from RefSeq and is a predicted model, not a curated record. Lineage: Eukaryota; Oomycota; Saprolegniomycetes; Saprolegniales; Saprolegniaceae. The coding region runs from base 28 to 465 and encodes 145 amino acids. Gene Ontology annotation, cellular component: histone acetyltransferase complex. The transcript has 2 exons.